This is a messenger RNA of Dufourea novaeangliae, 1035 nucleotides long. It is a transcript of the gene Nup37, whose product is annotated as nucleoporin Nup37. Gene Ontology annotation, cellular component: nuclear pore outer ring. The coding region runs from base 70 to 1035 and encodes 321 amino acids. NCBI's taxonomy places the organism in Eukaryota, Metazoa, Arthropoda, Insecta, Hymenoptera, Halictidae. The record is from RefSeq and is a predicted model, not a curated record. The transcript is spliced from 4 exons. Gene Ontology annotation, molecular function: protein binding.
UUUUAUUAAAACAAGUUCAUCAUUUGCAUCAACUUGCAUUAAAUUAAGUCCGAUAAUUACGAAUACAGGAUGGACGAGGCACUGACUGUACCGCCUACGUUUCAAUUACAUUUCUCUAAACAAAUAUAUUGUGUCGAAUUGUCACAGUAUGAAUGGUCUCGACAUUUAAUUUGUAUUGCUCUUGCCGAAGAAAUUGUUAUCGGUACUAUUAAAUUUCAGGAAGAGGAUGAGACAGUAGAAGAUAUAGCUUAUAAUCCUUUAAGAACAUUUCGUCAUGACACCAGACCACAUGCCAUCGCGUGGAGUCCAGAAACCUCCUUGAGCGUAGUACCAAAAGUUUUAAUGUUUUGCAUUGCUGGGGCAGAUUUUAGAAUAAGAUUGUAUACCAGUAAUAUGACUGAUGAUACUGUAUGUGAGAUGGAAGGGCAUAAAGAUUAUAUAAAUUCAAUUUGUUAUGAAACUGAGGGUGAAAUAUUGGCUUCUGCAUCCGAUGAUCAUACAUGUAAACUUUGGGCUGUAAAGGAAGAUGAAAAAUGUAUUUCCACAUUUUAUUUAACAUCGCCUGGUAUGACCAUACGUUUUCACCCUGAAAAACCUGGCAAGUUUCUUGUGGGAGAAAAGAAUGGGCAGAUUCACAUGUAUGACGUGCGAAGUCAACAAGCAAUUAUGUCUCUAGAUGCAGAUAUUGUUCCUUUAAUGUCAAUCGAUUGGGGAUCUAAUCCAUUUAAAAUAGCUGGUAUAGCUGCUGGAAAGUUACUUCUAUGGGAUAUAUCCAAUCUGAGUUUACCACAGGAAUCAGGUCCUCUUCACAUUGAAGGUGGAUUAAUAGUAAAAUUUUCUCCUGUUUACGAUCAUUUAGUUGCAACUAUUGGUAGACCGGAUAAUUUAUUGAAAAUAAGAAAUGUGAAGUCUGACCAAGAGAUACUUUGUGGUCAAGUUAAAUUAAUAGGUGGAAUAACAUGGCAUUACAGUGAGCCAUACAUUUGUGCUGCAAGUGAUAGAGAAAUUCGUUUUUGGAAAGUAAGUCUGAAUUAA